Messenger RNA from Mugil cephalus (flathead mullet), 1748 nucleotides. It is a transcript of the gene gkap1, whose product is annotated as G kinase anchoring protein 1. Gene Ontology annotation, cellular component: Golgi apparatus. The transcript has 12 exons. The record is from RefSeq and is a predicted model, not a curated record. Bases 175 to 1326 code for a protein of 383 amino acids. NCBI's taxonomy places the organism in Eukaryota, Metazoa, Chordata, Actinopteri, Mugiliformes, Mugilidae. Gene Ontology annotation, biological process: signal transduction.
CAUGAACGUGUUUUUUUGACAGACAUGUAUCAAACACGCACAGCCGGCUAAGCGUUAAGUAGUGAGCUUGGUGGUUGUGGUGGUGCUGCUGCUGCUAAAUGAAGCUAACUGAGCUGCGUCAGACUAUUGGUAACAGCACGGUGGAAAUAACUUGACACUGUUUUCUUCGUCACGAUGGCAUCGUCUGCUAUGAUCAGCGUCCCCACCACCGCCUCCCGCUUCGCCCUGCUCCAGAUAGACUCGGAUUCGGACUCCGACACUUCGGAGCCGGGAAAGACCCCCACCACUAAAAACGGACGGGACUCAUCCGGGAAGCCACGACAAGGAAAGGGGGCCGGGGCCAAAUCUGCUCAGGGCAACGACAAGAAGAAAGACAAGAAGAAGAAGAAGAAGGAGCAGCAACAGAGCGAGGCCAAUGAGUUACGUAAUUUGGCCUUCAGAAAGAUUCCUCAGAAGUCUUGUGCCCCUCCGCCCUGCAUGACACUGUCUGGAAUAGCCAGCGAGCUCCUCAGCUCUCCACCGGGGGACCACAAUGUACCGUCCGAGGGGUGGCAGCAGUGGAAGCAGAGAGACGAGCAGAUAACCACAGAACUAUAUGAGGCCGACUUGGAAAAAGCCUUGAUUUUAAGUAAACUGGAGUACGAACAACAGAAACAGAGCAACACAAGCACGUCCUCGCCGAAGUCACGAGGAGGAAAAGAGGGCGGAGGGAAGAAGGACAAAAAGAAGAGUCAACAGGCAAAAGACAAAAAGACAGUUUCGCUGCAGGACUUCCAGGCGGAAGGAAGUGCAGAACAAUUGAGUAAGAAACAAGAGAAAGAGGACACCAGAGCAGCUAACCUGGCGCUAGGGGUGGGACAGGAGGAGCGUUUUUUUAAUAAGCUGGAGGACGACGUCACUCGGAUUAUCCAGAGGGAGAAAAGGCGUGAGCAGUAUACGAACAGCCAGGGACAAGAAGUGAACACGUCCACAGAACACGAACCAGACCCCCGAGCGGAGCAGCUGAAAUACGAGCUGGAGAAGAAAGACCGGGAAAUCGCCAACCUCAAGAAAACCAUUUCACAGUGGGAGGUGAAAUACAGAGAGGUGAAAGCAAGAAAUGCCCAGCUGCUUAAAAUGCUCCAACAGGGAGAGAUGAAAGACAAAGCAGAAAUUCUUCUACAGGUAGAAGAGCUAAUGCAUAUUAAAGAAGAACUGUCAUCACAGGUAACAUUACUACACGCUGCCCUUGAACAAGAACGGUCUAAAGUCAAAGGGUUGCAGACAGAUCAACCUAAACAUCAGGGAAACAAGAAAGGGAAGAAAGGCUCAGAGGCGGAUCUAUGAAGGAAAAUACCUGAAAACAGAAUAAAAUGAACAGCUGAAGAAAACGCUGGUGAUCAGAAUCAGGGUUUUCUUUCCUUACGUCUUUUUGUUUUGUUUUAGGUCAGACUAUAAUGCAUGCCACCUGAAUCGCGCACACACAUACACACACAACACACUCCAGACGUGGACAAUGUAUUACAUGAUUGAACAAGAUUCCCAGAAGCUUUUUAAAAAAUGACUGCGUCUAAAUCUUGUGUUGAGAUGUUUUCUUGGCACUCUGUGCUGCCCUCUGCAGGAGAGUUAGCGUCGCUGCAACUUGAGCUCGGCUCGAGGCUGUGUGCCUGAUGUUUGAAUGGGUUUGAUGCCAAACUGACAGAUUCAAAAUCUUAAGUUUUUGUUUUUUCUGUCUCACUGUUAAGUGAAUAAAAUACUUUUUCAGUGAA